ACCAACCAAAUCUUACUUUACAUUUUUCACAUUAGUUUUCUUAUUUUGUUUAGCCACACCUCUGAGACCAUGGGUGCGAAGUUUGGACAUGGAGUGAUGAUACUAUUUGUUAUAAGUGCUUCAAUGUUUUCGAUGAGCAUGGCCAACAAGGACUGGUCCUUUGGUUUCAACUACACUGAUUGGUGGUCUAGAUUCGGGAAUCAUGCUCAGAACAAAACACAACAACCACCCAGGCAGAUACUUGUGGGUGGUUCUGAGCAUUGGCACUACGGUUUCAACUACACCGAUUGGGCCUUCAAGAAUGCACCAUUUUACCUCAAUGAUACUCUAGUUUUCAAAUAUGAUGCUCCAAAUGCCACCAGUUUCCCACACAGUGUGUACAUGAUCAAAAGUUUUGGGAGCUUCAUGAAGUGUGACAUUGAAAAGGCUAAAAUGUUAGCAAAUCCCACGCAAGGUACAGGAGAGAGCUUCAAGUUUGUGUUGAAGAGGUGGCAGCCUCACUACUUUGCCUGUGGUGAGCGAAACGGCUUCCAUUGCAACAACGGCACCAUGAAGUUCGCUGUGAUGCCAAUGCUUCGUCCCUUCUGGCGGUGGCCAUGAUAAAAAAAAAUGCACCACCGCAAUUAGUUAUUAUGUUUUUUUCCUUAUAUAUUAUGUAUUCAGAUUUUGGCAAAUAAAAGUAUAAAACUGUAGUUCUAUACUGAUUUUAUUUUUUUUAUCAAUUUAAUGAUAUUAGUUUUCAGUGUUGUAUUGCAAUUAA
Molecule: messenger RNA, 760 nt
Organism: Glycine soja
Lineage: Eukaryota; Viridiplantae; Streptophyta; Magnoliopsida; Fabales; Fabaceae
Exons: 2
Coding region: 70-600 (176 amino acids)
Molecular function (GO): electron transfer activity
Source: RefSeq, a predicted model, not a curated record